AUAAACAUACAUAAAAAACAAUCAAAGUACUGUGCAUUUCAAUAUGACCACCAGUCCAGCUGAAGCUACGCCACACCAGGGCACUGUGACCGCAAACGGUACCAGUGCCGGAAACAACACCCAGACUCUCCUGCAAGAACGUGCCGCCUCCAUUGGUUGGUACUUCAUUGAAUCAUACUAUGAUUUCUACAACAAGAACAUUGAGAACAUAUACAAAUUAUACCAUCCUAAUGCUCUGAUUAGUCACGAAGCAUUCCCCAAGAGUGCUGGAGCUUCAAGCGCAAGCGUGCCUGUUGUCGAGCCAGUGGUGGUCCACCAGGCCCUGGGAGUGGAAGCAAUCAAGGCCAGAUUCCAAACUGAUGAGGAGUUGAAGCGUAAGGACAAUAGAAUUGUGGUGAUAAGUGCCGACAUCCAAGUCUGCUUACAAGAUAAGAUUUUGAUUGUGGUUACCGGUGAAUGGUCCAGAGAAGGAGGAUUGUUCUUUGGGUUCCUGCAGACUUUUUUGUUGAGUCCAGGAAGACAAGAAAAUAGUUUGGACUUAAGUAAUGACAUAUUAAGAUGGUCAUCUACCACUGGACCAAUCUCUUCUGUGACCAGCUCCGUAUCCAAGAGUUCCGCUACCGGUUCUGCUGCUAAACCAACUACUGGAUCUUCUGAGAAGAAAGUUGAAAAGGCUGAAGUUAAGACUGACAAAGUGGUUGAAAAAUCCACCAAUUUGAAGGCAACUCCUGCAGGUUCUGUUGCAUCUGAUGCACCUGCUAAAUCUAGUACCACUGGCGUAUCUACGCCAAGUUCAGGGGCCACUACUGCAUCUUCCAGUGCCCCUGUGGCUUCAACUGUUCCUUCCAAGGUCCCAGUCUCUGGAAAUGGCUCGACUUCGACAGCUACUACAGCAACUACUAUCAGUUCCAAUUCUUCAACCGCUACUCCAACCACAGGAACCCCUGUAGCUUCUGCCAAUGGAACCCCCUCAGGAAGUAUUGGUGAAGCUUCAGCCCCACCAGCACCAGUGGAAUCAUCAACAAAUGGUUCUGGUAGCGCUUCCACUACAGCCACUCCAAAUGCUUCUACCUCCACAACCUCCACUGCAACCACCCCCUCUAACAGCAGUUCAACUAGUGGGAAUACUGGUAGUGGCGGAUCACUUUCAUGGGCUGCCAACCUUGCAUCUUCAACAAAUAAAAAAUCAUCAUCAUCACCAAUUGAAACUUCAGUUUCAAUGUCGACUCAAACUUCGUCACCCACCACAACUUCUUCGAACCUUAACACUGGAUCCAAUAUAAAUGCUAAUACCCCUCUCUCUACCACAUCCGGAUCAACUAAUAAUAUCAUUUCUGGAAGUUCUUCCCUUGUCAGUACCCAUGGUGGUUCCCUUGGUCAUCAACUAGGCAAUAAUUCAACCAGUCCACCAUCAUCUCGUUAUAAAAAGGAUGAAUGGUUCCCAAUUUAUAUCCGGGGUAUUCGUGAUCCAAUUACUGAAGAUAUUCUUAAGAAACAUCUUUCCGCUAAAUUUGGACCAAUUAAAUUUCUCAAGGUUAAUAUUUAUAUUGCACUUUGUGAUUUUGUUGAUUAUGAAUCUCAACAAAAGGCUCUUGAUGCUAAAGAAACCACCGUUGCAGGUAUUACUAUCCAAUUAGAAAUCAGAGAAUCAAAGAAUAACAAUAAUGGAGGAUAUACUAAAGUUGGACCAAAGGGGCCUGCAAAGGAUAAGAAAUUAACCGAUAAGAAGAUUAAGGAGAAGAAAAAUGGUAAGAAGAAGUAGCCAUAAUAAUGAAUUUGAGUUUUUAUGAUGAAUGGAUAUAGAUAGAA
Molecule: messenger RNA, 1809 nt
Organism: [Candida] anglica
Lineage: Eukaryota; Fungi; Ascomycota; Pichiomycetes; Serinales; Debaryomycetaceae
Source: the annotation of a GenBank genome assembly